UGGUCACAGUCUUGAAGAACUUGUUAUUGUUGAAAUCUCUAAUCACUGAAAUCCAACGAAAUUUCGAGUGCCAAUGUACGAUAAAGAAUCCUUUCACGUGUUUCGCGAUGAAGGGACAUCAUCGGACAUAAAAGAAAAAAUUAAUCGUUCGAACCUUCCUCGAAAAGCAAGAAAUUUCAGCAAACAACAACUGCAGCUUGCCCUAAGAAAAAAGAAAGAAUGCAAUGCUAAAGCUCAGGCUAUUGUUGAAGCACUGUUGGACCCGAUUGAGGAUCGCAAUUUGUUUUUAGUUAAGUUGCGAGAUAUCAAUCAAAGUCACUAUGAUGAUGUUAUCGAGGAAAGAGCUAUCCAGGGAAUCUGUGGUUAUCCACUUUGUAGCAAACAUCUCACAAAUGUGCUUAAACAAAAAUACGUGAUAUCCUUAUCAAACAAAAAAGUAUAUGACAUAACUGAACGGAAAAAAUUCUGUAGCGGAGAAUGCUUCAAGGCUUCUAAUUAUAUUAAAAGUCAGAUGCUAACCAGUCCUCUAUGGUUGCGGGAUCAGGAAGAUAUUCCACACUUUAAACUGCUUCAUGAUACCAGAGCAGUUGAAUCCGUCACCAAUGUCGAAUCGUUGAUAUCCGAAUUACACAUUGUAGAGAAGGUAGUUCACGACAGUUAUAAAAGUGAUACCGGUAGUUGUUUUCGGCAAAGUAUAGGAGAUGACAGUGCAGUAAAGUUGAACACUGGACUCGAAUCAAAAUGUUCCACAAGUGAUGACAGUGAUCUAUGUUUAGGACUUGAAAAAAUUAAUAUUACAUAGCAUUUUUACGUAUUCUAAUAAGUAUUGAAGUAAUAAAUUUAACACUGUGAAAUAUAAAGCUAUAUACAUGACUAUCUCAAGCUACUUGUUUACUUAAUUGAAUUUCAGGAAGUUCGCUUUUCAAAAUGAUCUGAACUAUCUACAAGAACUAAUCCGAUGUUCAUACUUAAACCAGAAAAAAAACAUCGCCCAGUUUGGCGGUUCAAUGCAUAGGGCGUUGGUCUUACAAGCCAGUUGUAUGUUCGAGCCCCGACCUGAAAGGAUUCUUAGUGUCAGUAGGAUCGCAGUACUAGCAAUGCAAUCAUUCUGUACGCUAUGAAUCGGUUGCGAAGUUUGCUGAAACAGAAAGGUCAAAUUCCGCAAAAGGAAUGUCUUGGCGACUUUGCUUAUGAAAACAUAUUGCACUUCGAUGGGAAUGAGUGUGUUGCAAAUAAGAACACUCAAACGAAAAGUUAAUUAAAUAAGAACAGCUGGAUGGCACUAGCAGUAUUUCAAUAUGAACUGCUCAUGCACUAAUGAGUGUAAGGCG
This is a messenger RNA of Malaya genurostris, 1331 nucleotides long. RefSeq names its product putative RNA polymerase II subunit B1 CTD phosphatase RPAP2 homolog. Gene Ontology annotation, molecular function: RNA polymerase II CTD heptapeptide repeat phosphatase activity; RNA polymerase core enzyme binding. Gene Ontology annotation, cellular component: nucleus; cytoplasm. The coding region runs from base 74 to 802 and encodes 242 amino acids. The record is from RefSeq and is a predicted model, not a curated record. NCBI's taxonomy places the organism in Eukaryota, Metazoa, Arthropoda, Insecta, Diptera, Culicidae. The transcript is spliced from 4 exons.